Messenger RNA from Ostrea edulis (European flat oyster), 8655 nucleotides. RefSeq names its product PH-interacting protein-like. Lineage: Eukaryota; Metazoa; Mollusca; Bivalvia; Ostreida; Ostreidae. Gene Ontology annotation, biological process: regulation of transcription by RNA polymerase II; cytoskeleton organization; regulation of cell shape. The record is from RefSeq and is a predicted model, not a curated record. Gene Ontology annotation, cellular component: nucleus. The coding region runs from base 126 to 5528 and encodes 1800 amino acids. Gene Ontology annotation, molecular function: protein binding. The transcript has 35 exons.
GGUCAUCAGCCGCGUUCGCCUAUGGAAGAAAAACAAACCGAAAAUGGCGUCUUGAAUACUUUGCUAUCGCAUGACUGUUGAAUUUAGGAUAUCAUUGCAUUAAAGCUGUGUAUCAGGAUUUAAGGAUGUCAGGUCAUGUUCCUGGAUCAUCGACCUCAUCAUCCGUGACAGAAGAGCUGUAUUUUCUCAUCGCCCGGUUUCUUGCCCAGGGACCUUGCCGUGGUGCCGCAGAGGUUUUACAAAGGGAAUUGAAGGAAAACAAGCUUUUACCGAAAAGAAUCGACUGGGAAGGCAGAGAACACGAAAGAAGUUAUGAAAAUUUGGUGGAAUUGAACCGACACAUUAAAUCCGAUCACCUGUUGAAGAUAUGCCAGCGUUUGGGACCCUUGUUGGACAAAGAGGUCAAACCCAGUGUCUGUGGUGUCCAGUCACUGCUAGGGGCCGGGAGCCAGUCCCUCCUCAGAACCAAAGAGGGUAUAGAAAACCCAGUAUGGACCCCACCCACCCACGUGGUGACCCACCACCAGCGCCCCCUCCAUCCUCCUAAAAACCUUGUCUGUCCAGAAUUUGUUUACGUGAUGCGGGGAAGAGAGAUGUCAGGACAAGCUCGUAAUGACCACACAUGUCCUAACCAUUUCUACGCCAAGAUCAACAUGCAUGCACGAAAGCUCGGCCAUUUAUCUGCUGUGUACUGUGUAUCAUUCGACAGAACAGGGCACUACAUCUUUACAGGAGCAGACGAUGCUUUGAUAAAAAUUUGGAGGGCGUGUAAUGGCCGUCUCUUGGCCACACUCAGGGGACAUAACUCUGAGAUCACAGACAUUGCUGUGAAUUACGAGAACACACUACUGGCAUCAGGCAGCUGUGAUAAAACAAUCAGGGUGUGGUGUCUGAGGACGAAAGCCCCCAUAGCAGUACUGCAGAGUCAUACAGGGACCAUCACAUCACUACAGUUCUGCCCUCAGAGCCGGAGCGAGUCUCGGGUGUUGAUGUCCACAGGAGGAGAUGGUUGUGUCUGUUUUUGGGUGUGGGAUAUGACAACCAACACCUUCAAUCCUAAACCUCACAAGUUUAUAGAGCGGUCGAGGGCUGGAGCCCAGAUGUUGUGUUCCUCAUUCAGUCCAGGGGGAGUGUUCCUAGCGACAGGAAGUGCUGAUCAUGUGAUCAGGGUGUACUUCUUGCAUGCCACAAAACCAGAAAAGAUCUGUGAAUUGGAGUCUCAUUCUGACAGAGUAGACAGUAUUUGUUACUGUAACCAUGGCAACAGGUUUGUCAGUGGGAGUAAGGAUGGAACAGCCAGAAUAUGGAGAUAUGACAGACAGGAGUGGAAAGCAAUGGUUCUUUAUAUGAAUACAACACUGGAGAGUAUAAAGAAAACUGAUUUGGAAGAUGUCAAAAAGUUUCGAGUAACCAUGGUUUCGUGGAACAUGGAUGAUUCAUUUGUCAUAACAGCUGUCAGUGAUUUCUCCAUCAAAGUGUGGAAUUCCCACUCAGGAAGCCUGGUCCAUAUCCUCAAAGCUCAUGAAGACGAGAUCUUUGUGUUAGAGCACAGCCCUGCUGAACCUCGGAUAAUGUUAAGUGCAGGGCAUGAUGGGAUCAUUGUCAUCUGGGACCUCCACAAGGGACGGAAAAUCAAGUCUUUCUUCAAUAUGAUUGAAGGCCAGGGGCAUGGUGCUGUGUUUGACUGUAAAUUUGCCCCAGAUGGACUGAGCUAUGCGUCCACAGACUCACAUGGACACAUACUAUUGUUUGGAUUUGGUUCAAAUGAAAAACACAAAAAGAUCCCAGAGGAAGUGUUUUUCCACACAGAUUACCGACCACUGAUGCGUGACGCUAAUAACUAUGUUCUGGAUGAACAAACACAGCAGCCUCCACAUUUAAUGCCCCCACCUUUCUUGGUGGACAUCGAUGGUAAUCCUUACCCACCAAUCUACCAGAAACUUGUGCCAGGCAGGGAACACUGCAAUAACGAACAGCUGGUACCUCAGAUGCAGGUCAAUGAGGAAGGUUCUCAGGAGGUAGUUGGAGACCUUGAAGCCCUGAUAGAUGACAACCACUCAGAGGAUCUUCCUAGAGCUGAGCCCCUCCCAGGCGAACCUCCACCCCAGGACAACCGACGGAAUAUUGACAACUUGAUCCAACAGUUACAAAGGGAGCAGGAUCAGAGAAUAGCCAGAGAGGGACUCUAUCACCUGGGAAGUCCCCCACCCCCUGGAGGUUCCCCAAGGGUCAACAGGUCAAACUCAGUGGGCAAUGUUGGACUGAGGAGAACUGGAGAAAGAGAAGGAGUGCGACAGUCCCUGGGUAAUAUUUCCCAGAGGGCAACACAGUCUGAUAUCGCAGCUUUGAGUCGCAGGGUUGUCAUCAAGGAACUAGACACUGCUGCAAUAUUGAGGGGUGAAGAUAUGAGAAUGGCUUAUGCAAAUGAGGAGGUUAAACUUUUCACUAUGGAGAGAAAGAAGAAACCAUGUAUUUACGAUGCUGAAUGCAGUGAUUCAGGAUCCAACAUGAAAACCAGGCGCAAACAUAAAAACCGUCGGGAAAAUGUUGGAAACCAGCGAGAAAAUGAGGAGGUGGCGACCAACCGACUGGUGACAAGGGCCCUGUAUGACACAGAGGAGGAAGAGGAAGAGGAAAAUGCAGAGGCUUCGAAUUCUGAUGUGAUGUUUAGCAGUGACAAUGAUAAUGACGAUGGGGAGUCUAGUGGGUACUCAGACUGGAUGGGAGAUGCUGGUAUCCAGCCUCCGAAGCGCAAGUCCAAACGGCAGAUCAAACGACGAAAACUUUCUUCCUCCGAAGAUGAGGAGGAAGAAGAUGUUGAUGAUGAAGAUGAUGUUAAUUACGAUGAAGAGAGCACUCGUGAUUCUGCCAGAAGUUCUAGUAGUCGUCGACAACAACCCAAGAGGAAAAAGCCACCCCCACCCACCCGUAAAAAGCCAUCGAAAAAUAAACGAAGAAAAGAAAAAAUUGUGAAGAAGAUGGAGGAUAUAACAGAACUGCCUGAGGAGUUUCGGCCUCCCGAGUGGCUGACUGACGUCAUUCCCAGGAAGUCACCAUAUGUGCCUCAGAUGGGAGAUGAUGUCAUGUAUUUCAAACAGGGUCAUGAACUCUACCUCCUUGCUGUGAAGAAACGCAAUGUUUAUAAAUUGGAUAUUCGCAAGAGCCAACCCUGGCAUGUGAAUCCAAACUUAAGGGAACAAGAGUAUAUGAAGAUUGUAGGAAUCAAAUACGAAGUUCGCCCGCCUCGUCUCUGCUGUCUGAAAAUGGCCUAUGUUGACCUAGAAACUGGAAAACCUACGCGGAAUUCCUUCACAUUUAAGUACCAUGAUAUGCCUGAUGUUAUUGAUUUCAUUGUCCUGAAACAGUCCUAUGACACUGCCAUGAAGAGGAAGUGGAAAACAGGUGACAGAUUUCGAUCCAUGAUUGAUGAUGCAUGGUGGUUUGGCUCCAUUGUGAGUCAGAGUCCAUACGAAGCAAUUUACCCUGACAGUAUGUUCCAGUGUUUUAUUGUCAACUGGGACAAUGGUGAAACAGAGAGACUGAGUCCAUGGGAUAUGGAACCAGUGGAUGAAGACCAUCUGCCGGCUCGUAAUGAGUCCUCUGUGCCCGUCCAGCCACAGGAGUUACGGUCCCUGAUGUACACUCCUGUAAAGGGGGAGUGGCCCGUGUGUGGGCGGGAUGCAGAGUGUGACCGUAUCGCCCAUGGAAUGGAAAGUGUCAUGCAGCAUUCCAUUGCCGAACAAUUCCUCACCCCAGUGGACCUUAACACCUUCCCAAUCUAUGCUAUCAUUAUAGAAUAUCUCAUUGAUCUCACAACCAUUAAGUCAAGACUCGAGAAUCGGUUCUACAGGAGAGUGAAUGCCCUCCAGUUUGACAUCAGAUACAUUGAGCACAAUGCCAUAGCAUUCAACGAACCAGGAACUCCUAUAGUUAAAAGUGCCAGAAUUCUUACGGAGGCCCUGCUCACGUUCACUAGUGACACAGACUGCAUAGAUCCCAUGCCAAUCCUUAAUCAGCUCUGUCAUCAAGAGAAAAUAGGGGGUGUGUCCUCAGGAAGUGAUUCAGAAGGCAAUAAACACAAACAUUUUGAUGAUAAUAAGCCUAGCACCAGCACUAAGAAGAAGUCCCCUCCCACAGUCACCAAAACGCCCGAUUCCUGGAAGUCCGACUGCCUCAACCUUCUGGAGACAGUGUUUCAGUGUGAGGAUUCUAAUCCAUUCAGGUUCCCGGUGAAUCCAGAUGAAUUCCCAGAUUACUUCGACAUCGUAGAGCACCCCAUGGAUCUUUCCACUGUUAAAGAAUACUUGUUGAGUGAUAGAUAUUCCAACCCUAACAAUCUUUUCAAGGACUUCAGGCUCAUCUUCUCCAAUUCCAAGAUAUUCAACACCAAUAAACGCUCCAGGAUAUAUGCCAUGACCUUGAGAUUGUCUGCUUUGGUGGAAGAGAAAAUGAAGGAGAUUAUAAAUGGAUGGCACUUGGCCAUCAAGCACAAAAAAAUCUCAACUCGUCUAUCUCAAAGCAACUACAACUCUAACAUGUCUAAUGCAUACAGCACCAGGAGUUGUAGAAGUCAGCCACGACGAAUGGCAGCUACUGCUGCGUCAUCCAACAUCCGAGCUAGUUCUCUCAAUGGUGAAGCUGGACCUUCCACCUCUAGGACCCCAGAAAACACUCAGGACUCUGAUCUCAACACAUCUGCCACCAUCAUAGAGGUGGAUGAUGUUGAAAUGGAGGAUGAUGAUGAUGAUGAAGAUUACGCACCAGUUAAGGCGAAGACAUCUUCCCCAAGAAAGAGGCCAGUAAGGAAGCCAGUGGUGGAGAACAACCACUUUGAUUCUGACACUGAAAUAGAGGAAGAAGUGGAGGAACCAGACGAUGAUAAAACAGAGAGUGAGGAGGAAGAGCCAGCUGUCCGCAACGUCUCAAGGUCAACCAAGGGCAAGGGUAAAAGGCUUUUAACAAAUGGAAAUUCAAAAAACCAUUACACAACUCGAGCAUCUACAGGGUCCAUCAAGGUUAAACACUUCAAGAAGAGUGGAUCUUACUCAGAAUCGGACUCCGAGUCACAGUCCAGUGACAAGGGAUCAGCAGCAGCAUCUAACGACUCAUCAUCAGAAUCAUCAUCAGACUCAAAAACGGAAUCCGACUCUAAGUCAAGUGACUCUGAACAAAGCCCAAAAGCACCUCCAAAGCGAAUGGCUCCUCGAUUACGAACUGAACUUGACUCCGGUAGAAGUAAACUGAACAAAAAUCAAGGAGGGAAGGGACGCGAGAAAGCAGGUACCUCAGGAACUCGACGAACUAGGAAUCAGGGAAAACGAACCGUCCGUUAUCAAGAAGAUAGUGAUUAUGAAUAUGGUGACAGUAGUGUGUCAUCUUCACACAGGACUAGAAAGAGGGCUCGUAUUAUGGUGUCUGAUGAAGACAGUGACACUGAAGAGUCUGAUGGAAAUUCAGAGGUUAUGAGAAGUAGUAGGGGCCGAAUCAGGAAGCUUACUCCACGGGCCAUGGCUAGUCUUAAACAAUAACAGAUGGCAGGUUCAACAUCAGAUGUUGACACUGCCAGACCACGAGGAAUGUGUUCACAUUUCAUGAAUUAAAUGUACUCACUGUAAUCAUUCUAAUGAAAUUUACCCUCAAGCUUCAGAGCUGGUGGCUAUUGAAAAUUCCAGCAUCUGUUUUUGCCCCAGAAAGCAUUUUAGAAUUGGUUAUCAAGAUUUUUAGAAGAGUUAGUAUGAACAGAUUUUGGUAACAUCCAUUUACAUGUGCAUAUGCAAGCUUAGAAGUCUUGUGAAUGAGGAUGAUACACAUUAUUUUCUGGGCACAAGCUCACUUGCCUGCCCUGUGAAAUAUUGCCAGAUGCAUAAAUACAAUGUAGUGUAACAUACUUGUAGUUUUUAGAAGCAAGGACUGAUGUAAAUUGGUUCACGAAAUUUUUAUGAAUACCGGAACAUGUACAAGGGCAAGUUGCGAAUAAGGAAGCACUUUCUCUUUAGAAUCAAAAGGUUAAAGGACCAUAGAAUGUUACUGGGACAAACAUAGUGUACAUGGUUACUGUUGGCUAGAUUUCUAAGUCUUCAUACCUCAUUAAACUACACAAUUACCUCAAGCUGUGGAGACAGUUUUGUGUACAUUCUGCUUCUUCUGAGAUUGUAAUGUUUCCUUUUAUUGUCCUCGCUAUUUCGGAUUUAGAAAUUAGUAAUUACCUGUGAAAUGAGUAUAGAUUUUUCGGGAUCUUCGGUUUGCAAUGUAUCCAUGUUAACAGCAUUUGUACAGCAGCGUUACAAGGACAAGUCUUUAAUAUACAUUUUACAUUUAUUUAUUUUGUAACAUAUAUACUCACAUCAUGAAUAAUUUGACCCCCAUUUUAAUUCACAGGAACUGUGAUAUUUUAUUGAAAUCAUGAAUUAUGAAUUAAGAACACAAUUAGUAUGAAUACCUAGUGAUAGAAAAGUUAAUUUUAUGGUGUUCCUAGUAAUAUGAUAACUUAUGUUUCACAACCAAGGAGUUCAAAGUUGUGCCAUCUGUGUACCUAUUAAGGAAUGGAUUCUUUUCACAUCGAUUGAACGCACUGAGAUAUAUUUUUAUGCGACAACUGUAGAAUGUAUACAUUCUUUUGAGACCCAGAAAAGUAGGUGUUGUGGGUCUUGGUUUUUGCGUCAAGGUUGCCCUAAUAACUUGAAAUUCCAUUACAGCAGAUAUGACUUAAAUAUAAUUGUGUUUCAUUUAAAAUUUAUUUUAAUUUGCAGCAUAAUCACUAUGCAUGAACAUGUCUGUUUGCAUAGCAGAAUGAAUAAACAUUGGCAAACAAGAUAUAUAUAAGGUAGACCGAAUUUCCUCUGAUAAAUUUAGAUUGUUUCCGUACUACUGUUUUUGGAAGUUUUUAUUUAACAACAACAGUAUAUUAAAAUAAAGAAGGGGUAAUGGAUCAUUUAAGAAAGGUAAAAUGAUUUUCUAGAUCUUUUUCUUUGGAUAAUAUUAUGGGUAGGGCAUUUUAAAUAGCCUCUAGAGGGGUAGCAGGUUCAAGAUAUCAAACAUUUUACUAUACUCUGUCACUUUUGUCAAUUACGAUUUCUUACCAUAGUACGGGAAAUCUUUUCUUGAUUUGAUUUUGUCCCAAUAAGUCAUUACUUCCAAAUUUUUCAAAUGAGAGGAUGUUCCAGUGAUAUUUUACUGCACAGUUGAUUUACCAAAAAUAUAGGCCCCUAAAAUUCAAUUUCCCCAGACCCAAUUUUAGCAUUAAAUGUUAUAAGUGUCAGUAAAAAAGAGUCAUGAGGCUCCAUGACCCACAUCGUUCAAAACUCAAGAGGAUGCAUAUACAGUUUAGGGCAUAUAUUCUUAAUAUCUGUCUGAUUGAUGACAAGAACCCAUUCUUUAAACAGGAUUUAUAUUUUAGCACCUUUGAUGUUGAAAGCAAAAUUAUUACUUUAUGUUUUGUGCUACAACACAAAAUUCUUAAUCAUAGAACAAAGUAGAUAUUAAACAUGACAUGCCAAAUAGUCAGUACAUCUUUGAUUUUACAAAUACACUGAAAUAGUGAUAUAUGUACAAUACCCUGCCCCUAUUGGAUUUCUACACCCAAACUUUGUUGUCAAAUUACUGCAGAACCAUUUACGAGAAAAUUGCAUAGUAUAAUUUAGUGAGAUGCAACCCAUACACACAUCUCUCCUUCUCUCUUCUUAAUCGGUAUUGCUAUUGUGUUGCAAUGAUUCAUGGAAUAAUUGAAUUUCAAAUACAGAAUUACCAUUUUGUAAUACACUUUUAAUAAAGAAUGUAUAUUGAUAGAACUUGCUAAUUAAUGUUAUUAGAUAUUGCAUUGACAGAUUCACUCGUGCAUGACCCCGCUGACCUUUAGCAGUAGUUCAGAUAUACUAACAGUAGCUCUCGUUUCCUCGUCAUUUUUGUCUUCCGUUCUGACCCAUCAUAAUUUCAUUCAACAUUCAGCAGAAGAUAUUGCAACAACAAAUGCAAUAGUACAGUGCCAAAAAAACAUCACCAUUUCACAAUAUCAUUUUCCUUUCAGAACUUCUAUGCAAGUUCUUAAACAAAGUGCUUUCAUUCUUACCAGGAAAGAUUUUCUUGAUUUGCUCUAAACUUUUCAUUGAUCUCCAACACACAAUGCUGUUUAAAAGAAUGUACUGGUGAAAUGGAAAGCAUGAUAUUAGGUUUAAUUUCUUUCUUCAAAGAUAGUAAUGUGGGUUUUUUUUACACUAAAAUAUCUUAAUCUGAUAAAUAUAUUUACAAAAUGUAGAUUGUAGGAAUUAAUAUUUUUCUUUGUUUUAAAUACAAAUUUUCUGUAUACUGUUUGGUAUGAUGUUUUUUAACAUUGUUUGAAUCAACCAAUUCUCCUAUUAUACAUGUACAUACAGUGAAAACUUGGAUUUUUUAUUAGGUGCAAAACUUGCAAAAGCAAGAGCGAAUCAAAAUCCAUUGUCUAUUGAUAAAACCUUAUUUUUUCUCACCAAAACUAGGAAUUCACUGCCUGAAUACAAAAUCUGAUGCGACUGAAUCGGAGUAAGGGUUAGAUUGACUGCUUGUGGAAUGUGUGAUUUAUUUUUGUUAUUUUUCCGUGUUGAGAAAAAUUGUUGCUUUAUUAUACAUUUACAAACUUUUUGAUACAUAAUGUUUAAUGUCCAAUAAACAAUGAAAACUUUU